Molecule: messenger RNA, 2240 nt
Organism: Annulohypoxylon maeteangense
Lineage: Eukaryota; Fungi; Ascomycota; Sordariomycetes; Xylariales; Hypoxylaceae
Product: MFS general substrate transporter
Exons: 7
Coding region: 517-2202 (561 amino acids)
Biological process (GO): transmembrane transport
Cellular component (GO): membrane
Molecular function (GO): transmembrane transporter activity
Source: RefSeq, a predicted model, not a curated record
CUUCUCUUCUUCAAAGUUAUCUCGCACGGAGCAGUUAAUAGAUCUUCAAAUUGUCUACCUAAAUCUAUUUACGAGGAAGAGAUGAAGCUCCUCUUAAACAGUGUUAAUGAAAAGAGAGUUGGAAACCCCUCAGGGUUCCUAAAGGACAACAAGGGACUCUCGAUUCCGCCAGCCGCCAGUAGAUCGGAUACCCACAGGAACCAUGGGACACAGAGGCCCUUUUCUAAUGUCAUUAGUUUAAACACUGUAGGACCUAGCAAGCUUGUGACGAGCGAAGUAUAGAUGGAGUGGAAGACAUCGUUGGCGUAUAGAAAAAACCGGAUAUGUCACCGUGCCGCUGUGUCACAAGCACAUGGUAACGCGUUGGACUCGGUGAAAACAAUAAUGCAUGAAAGCCUAUAUCGGUCCUAUAGAUAGUAGAUAUCAUGCGUGGAUAUAGGAUAUCCUGACGUUUUCCGGUCCACACGUGUAAUACGCAAACCUUGAAGAGCCGCAAGGGUUGUGGGGAUAAUAUCCAUGGAUAUCGGAUACACACACUCACACACACACACACACACAUAUAUAUAUAUGUAUGUGUGCGUACUAAACUAUAAAGUCACCGCGUCCUUCAUCUACAGCUUAGGUAUUCGGGUAUUCUUUCUUAGAAACCUCUCUACAUUCCAACCAAUCCUACAACUUAGUACCGGGAAUCCCGGCGCAAUGGAGAGAAAAGAUGGAGAGAUAUCAUCGACUGCCGAGAAGACCACGGGCGGCGAGGCUGAAACGGAAGCAUCGUCGAGAUUCGUAUCUGUGCGCGUUACGGAAGCCCAAGAGUUUGAUAUGAAGGCGACGAAGCGGCUGCUGAGGAAAAUCGACAUUCACAUCCUCCCCAUCAUGUGUCUGAUCUGCCUGCUUUGCUUCCUCGAUCGUGCGAAUAUCGGAAAUGCCCGGCUAGACAACUUAGAGUCAGAUCUUCACCUCAUCGGCCUGCAGUAUAAUGACUGUCUCGCCAUCCUAUUCCCGUUCUAUAUAAUAGCGGAAAUCCCUAGCAACCUCAUGAUAAAGCACAUAGAACCAUCCACGUGGUUAUCAUUUAUCAUGUUCGCCUGGUCUGUUUGCAUUAUCGCACAAGGCUUCGUGGCGAACUAUCAGGGGCUUAUGGCUACGCGGGCACUUCUUGGAGCCUUCGAAGGUGGAUUCUUUCCCGGUAUCAACUUCUACAUCACGCAGUGGUAUCCUAGGAACGAGUGUGGCGUGCGUAUGGCUGUCAUUUUCUCAUCUGCAACCCUUGCCGGCGCUUUCGGAGGCAUAUUAGCGCGCGGCAUCGCCGAGAUGAGUGGCGCCGGCGGGCUCUCCGCGUGGUCCUGGAUUUUUAUAAUCGAGGGUCUCGCAAGCAUUAUCGUCUCAUUCCUAGCGUACUGGGCUAUUCACGGUUACCCCGCAAGUGCGCGUUUCCUGACUCCGAUCGAGCGCCACGAAGUUGAGAGACGUCUCGCGGCGGACUCGGGCUCUCUCACAGACGACUUCGACGUCAGAUACAUCUGGCAGGCACUUCUGGAUUGGAAGAUCUACAUCCACAUGUUAAUCUGCAUGGGUGGCUUCUGUCCCGUUUACUCUUUCUCACUCUUUCUGCCUACUAUCGUCAAGAAUAUGGGCUUCUCAGCCAACAAUGCGCAGCUCAUGAGUGCCCCGCCUUAUGUCCUCGCCUGCCUUUUCUCCAUUGCUGGUAGCUGGUUGGCAGACAGGUGUCGCCAGCGCGGCGUUUUCUUGCUGGGCUUCCAGCUCAUCGCUAUGCUGGGACUUGCGAUGCUAGCCGCGAGCAUGAACCCAAUCAUCCAAUAUACGGGAACGAUCUUUGCCGCCAUAGGAAUCUACCCCCAGAUACCACUCGGUCUCGCGUGGAACGGCAGUAAUAUCGGGGGUAGCCUCAAGCGCGCAACUGGAAUUGCUAUGCAGGUAAUGGGAGGCAAUUGCGGGGGAAUCAUCGCCUCGUAUGUCUACCUGGAGAGGGAUGCGCCGCGUUACAUCGCUGGCCAUAGCAUGUUGAUCGGAUUCGUCGGGCUUGCCUUUAUCAUGACGCUAUGUAUGACUAUUUGGUGUCGUGGAGAAAAUGCCAGGCGCGAUGCUAUCACAAGACAAGCAACGGGGGAGUUGACGGCAGAGCAGAAAAUGCUAGAAAGAAAGCUUGCUGAUGGAGUCUCGUGGUUUAGAUAUACUACCUGACACCAAGACCGAUAGGUGGUAGGGAUAUUUACUAUAGC